UUGCUAGUCAUUAGGUUCCAGUUGUUGUUGUUGUUGUUUUAAAUAUACAGUGUUGUAAUUUUUGUCGCAAACGGCAAAAUCGCAACGUCACAUUCACGCGCCUGUGUUUUUGUUGGGCUCGGAGUCUCGGGGUCCACCGUGUGAAAUUGGGUUUGCCAUCAUGGUGGUGUUUCCAAGUUCACUGACGGAGGAAGAGGAGUCCCUGCAGAAGAAAUAUGCUAAACUCAAGAAGAAGAAAAAGGCGCUGCUCGCCUUGAAAAAGCAGAGUUCAACCAGUCAGACCAACCAGAGCGGCUUGAAACGAACGCUGUCGGACCAGCCUGUGGUUGACACCGCAACCGCGACAGAGCAAGCAAAGAUGCUAAUCAAGUCAGGUGCCAUCAGUGCCAUCAAGUCCGAGAACAAAAACUCAGGCUUUAAACGCUCUCGGACACUGGAGAUCAAACUCAAGGACCCUGAGAAAGGCCCAGUUCCUGCUUUCCUGCCAUUCCAAAGGAGUGUAUCGACAGAUGAAGAGCAACCUGAGUCUGGCAAGAGAGCCCACAGAAAAUCUCUGUACGAGAGCUUUGUCAGCUCCGGUGACCGAUCCCGCGACGACGAUGAUGGAGGUGCCAUGUCGUCCAGCCAUGACAUGGACAGAGACAGAGAGAGAGACCGUGACCGAGACAUGGAUCGAGACAGGGACCGGGACCGAGACAGAGAAAGAGACAGGGACAGGGACAGAGACAGAGACAGAGACCGUGAUAGGGACAGGGACAGAGACAGAGAUAGAGGCAGGGACAGAGACAGAGACAGAGACCGUGACCGUGACCGCGAGAGGGACCGGAGUAGAGACAGGGAUCGAGACCGUGAGAGGGAUCGGGACCGAGACCGAGACGGACCUUUCAGACGGUCGGACUCGUACCCGGAGCGGAGAGGGGUGCGCAAAGGGAACACGGUGUAUGUCUAUGGCUCUGGGCUCGUUGAAGACAGCCUGCGCUCUGCCUUCUCUCAACACGGCAACAUCAUCGACCUCUCCAUGGACAACCCGCGCAACUGUGCAUUCAUCACCUUUGAGAAGAUGGAGUCUGCAGACCAGGCUGUAGCUGAGCUGAAUGGAAGCACCGUGGGAGACGUUCACAUCAAAGUCAGCAUCGCCAGGAAACAGCCCAUGUUGGACGCAGCCACCGGCAAAUCUGUCUGGGCCUCUCUGGCUGUGCAGAACAGUGCUAAAGGUUCCUACAGGGACAAGAGGAACCAAGUUGUUUACAGUGAAGAUUUCCUUUGAGAACAUGAUGCUGAAUUGUCUGGGAAACAAAAUGGACUUUGUUUAAAGAAAAAAAAAGUUUUCAGUCUUGUUUUUUGCCAUAUUGCUUUUCAUUUUGUUAAUACCCCAUUAGCAAAGUUCUGUUUGUCUGUGUUAGAUACAUAGAUAAAACAUUUUUCUGAUGUCAUUUGACCUUCAGUCGCUCACACAGUCGGUGUGUUAUCCUGUGCAUGUUAGCUUUGUGCUUGAAGCCACAGCUAUUGUUUUGUGGAGCUCAAUAAAUACAAUCAUUAUAUGUUA
Myripristis murdjan (pinecone soldierfish) is the source of this 1546-nucleotide messenger RNA. It is a transcript of the gene nelfe, whose product is annotated as negative elongation factor complex member E. NCBI's taxonomy places the organism in Eukaryota, Metazoa, Chordata, Actinopteri, Holocentriformes, Holocentridae. Gene Ontology annotation, cellular component: NELF complex. Gene Ontology annotation, biological process: negative regulation of transcription elongation by RNA polymerase II. The transcript is spliced from 11 exons. Gene Ontology annotation, molecular function: RNA binding. The record is from RefSeq and is a predicted model, not a curated record. The coding region runs from base 161 to 1267 and encodes 368 amino acids.